Messenger RNA from Exophiala mesophila, 5110 nucleotides. RefSeq lists its product as uncharacterized. Gene Ontology annotation, biological process: intracellular signal transduction. The record is from RefSeq and is a predicted model, not a curated record. Bases 602 to 4300 code for a protein of 1232 amino acids. NCBI's taxonomy places the organism in Eukaryota, Fungi, Ascomycota, Eurotiomycetes, Chaetothyriales, Herpotrichiellaceae. The transcript has 3 exons. Gene Ontology annotation, molecular function: guanyl-nucleotide exchange factor activity.
CAGCAACAGCAACCGCAGCUACCUCGCCUUCUUCCGUGGAAUCACAACCCACAGCAUUCCCUCCACUCACCACACACCAUCCGCCACUCACAGACUCCACGUCCAAUUCAUUCCAUUUUAUCUCAGUAUCCCUCGCGAUUUUCUCAAUUCAUCUGCUCUUCGCACAUACCGUUAUUCUCGAUAUCCUUCACCCUUCUCUUCCAUUCCUCCCUCUCUACCCUUCCUGCUGGCAUGGAAGAGAGAGCAUGACUUUCUACCACUCGCCAUCCGCACACUGAAUUACCGCCUCUACCUCCCACACGUCCUCACCACCCUCGCUUCUCACUCGAUCCAUCUCUCAUGCGCUGCCAUUGAUCUCCCCCUAGUUACCAUUGUCUCGACGCCCACAGCUCCUUCAACUCCCCCUUUCAGCACCUUCUAUCGUCGUUCGAGACUCUGUCUAGCUUGAGCGAUCUCAUCACGUCAGACUGGCUUCACACCUUUCCCCAACCCGUCAUCUUGUCAACCGUCCGAUCACGACUGCUACUACAUUCAUGACCUCCUGACACUAUCUCAUAUUUCUUUCCUGCCUCGUCGGAUACCUGCUACCUCUUGACUGAGCAUGGCAGACUAUGGUGCGCCGGACUCGCGUUACCAUGGCGCGCGGACCGCCGGAUAUGGCGCCACAGGGGAACAUCAAAGGGACGCCGCCUUCCACAACAUUUUUGGCGGAAUGCCUCCUCCUGGAAGAUCUCAGACGAUGACAACACAACCUUCGGGGCCGAUGUACGAUCGAUCUCAGAGUAUGACUUCGUCUACGCAGUCUCCACACGCUAUGUCCAUGAGGCAAGGUCCACCGCACCCUCAGCCCAUGCGACCGACGGGACAUAACUACGAUAGGACCAACGGCUACGCACCCAGCCAGCCCUACAUGAAUGGAUCUAAUGCAUCUCGCCCUCCACCCUCCAAUCCAAUGCCGCCUUUCCCAGAUCGAAGACCAUAUCCACCUCCACAACGCCUCGACACUCGCGGUCCUGGACCCAUGCAUAUGCAGAUGGGGGGCCCCUACGAGAGAAAACCCAUCCCCAACCGCAUGCCUCCUCCUGCACUUAACAACGAUGCUUAUCGAUCACGCUCCAUGGUCAGGCCCGGCGAAUCGCCAGGCUACCGUCCUCCCCCAAGCAGCUUUCAGCCAGGUACUGCAGGUGCGUUUAGACAACAGCCGUAUGCACCGAUGGGCAGUGGCUCCAGGACUACUGCUCAGGGUCGGCACAUACCCGACCGCCCUGAUGAUGGCCGUGCAAUGUCGAUGGGGACUUACUCCUCUGAUCGGGAUCACGCUCAACAUUUGACCAGUGGAAGAGUUGUUCCACCAAGACCUCGAGAAUCUGAGGCCGAUCCUUUUGCUGAUCAGUUUGCUGCGCUCACCCCAUACAAUGGUCACGGAUCCUUUGCCUCGUCUCAAUCUCCUGUCUACACCCCUGUGGCGAGAUCUAGGCGCCCUAGCGAAGGUAGCCUUCCCACAAGGACCAUCUCUACCACCUCCGCCGCUUCUGCUUCGUCCGACAUCACGACCACCCCAGUGAAUGGAUCGCGUUCUGAUAGUAUGAGGAGUCGGCCAACCCCCACUCCGGGUUCCUCCAGUUCUACGACAACCACCGUCGUGCAACGGAAGUCUCCUCUCGUUUAUCCGGCUCUCUUAUCGCGUGUCGCAAAUGCCUUUCAAGAACGAAUUGGAGUUGGUGACAGAACCAAAAAUGACCUGUCUUACAAAAAUGCAUUCACUGGCGCCGAGGCGGUGGAUCUGAUUGCAUACAUCAUCAAAACUACUGACAGAAACUUGGCCCUCCUCCUCGGGCGUGCACUCGACGCCCAGAAGUUUUUCCACGAUGUCACGUACGAACACCGAUUGAGAGAUGCUCCUGGGGAGGUGUACCAGUUUCGAGAAACCAUGGGGGAAGAAGCCUCCUCCAAAGACGUAAAUGGAGUUUUCACGCUUCUGACAGAAUGCUACUCUCCUACCUGCACCAAGGAUCAUCUUUGCUAUUCAAUCGCCUGUCCCCGGCGACUUGAACAGCAAGCCCGUCUCAAUCUCAGACCUCAACCAGGCCUGAGACAUUCAGGAUCCCGCGGUAGCUUACAUGACAACGAUGACCAGGAACAGAAGCUCUGGAUCAACAGUGUUCCCAAGGAAGUUGCUGACAAGAUCGAUGACAAGGAGAAGAAGAGACAGGAAGUCAUUUCCGAGCUCAUGUACACCGAACGUGACUUUGUCAAAGACUUGGAAUACCUACGCGACUUUUGGAUUCGGCCGCUCCGCGGCCUCGGACAAUCACUGUCACCAAUCAAGGAAGAGAAACGAGAAAAGUUCGUUCGAACCGUUUUCGGAAAUCUCUCAGAGGUUCUUGCCGUAAAUUCCAAGUUUGCGGACGAGCUGUCAAAGAGGCAAAAGGAGCAACAUGUGGUGCACAGUAUUGGCGAUGUCUUCUUGAAAUGGGUUCCACAAUUCGAUCCAUUCAUCAAGUAUGGUGCGAACCAGAUGUACGGCAAAUUUGAGUUUGAGAAAGAAAAGGGAGCCAACCCGGCGUUCGCACGCUUUGUUGACGACACUGAGAGACUCAAGGAAUCAAGAAAACUGGAGCUGAAUGGCUAUCUCACCAAGCCCACGACUCGUCUGGCUCGGUAUCCUCUCUUACUCGACAAUGUGCUAAAGUAUACAAAGGAUGAGAAUCCGGAUAAGAAGGAUAUACCGAAGGCUAUUGGCAUCAUCAAAGACUUUCUCGCCCGUGUCAAUGCUGAAAGCGGCAAGGCAGAGAACCAUUUCAACCUCCUCCAGCUCAACCAGCAGUUGAAAUGGAAUGCGGGCGAGUACACGGAUCUCAAACUAACGGAAGAAAACCGGGUGAUUUUGACAAAAAUGAGUUUCAAGAAAAACCCGACGGAUAGCUCAGAGGUGCAAGUGUACCUUUUCGAUCAUGCAGUGCUGAUGUGUCGCAACAAGACUGUCAACAAAAGGGACGAACUGCGUGUGUACCGGAAGCCUAUUCCCCUAGAAUUACUUGUCAUUGCCGAGAUGGAUCAGGUUAUACCCCGCCUGGGCAUUGCGAAGCGACCGUCAUCAAGCCUCCUGCCGGGCGCAAAAUCUUCCGCCACCCAGCCUGGACAAAAAGAGACAUAUCCAGUCACAUUUCGCCAUCUUGGGAAAGGCGCGUAUGAAUUACAGCUGUACGCCACAUCAAUCACCCAACGUAAGAAGUUCAUUGAGCUGGUGGAAGAGCAACAGACAAAGCUGCGAGAGCGCAGCAGCAACUUCUAUACCAGAACGAUUCUAUGCGAACGAUUUUUCAAUUCUCAGAACCGUGUCAACUGCCUGGUCCCCACAGACGGCGGCCGUAAGCUUAUCUAUGGCACAGACAACGGGAUCUACAUCGCAGACCGCUGGCCGAAAGACAAAACUAUCAAGCCCAAACGAAUUCUAGACGCUACCCAGGUCUCUCAAAUCGACACACUUGAGGAGUACCGACUUUUGCUUGUUUUGUCCAACAAGACUCUCACAUCCUACCCAUUUGAGGCUCUAGAUCCUAACAAUCAGAAUCCGCUCGCGACUAGACCACGCAAGAUUCAGGGACAUGCCAACUUCUUCAAAGCUGGAAUUGGCCUAGGACGACAUUUGGUAUGUUCGGUAAAGACUUCGGCGCUCUCGACGACGAUUAAGGUAUAUGAGCCGAUGGAUGAUCUUACUAAGGGUAAGAAAAAGCCGGCAAUAAGUAAGAUGUUUGCCAGCGGGCAAGACGCUCUCAAACCAUUCAAGGAAUUUUACAUCCCAGCCGAAUCAACCUCUGUGCAUUAUCUACGAUCGACAUUGUGUGUCGGCUGCACGAGAGGGUUUGAGGUUGUGUCUCUUGAGACAACUGAACGUCAAUCUCUUCUUGAUCAGGCCGACACAUCACUUGAUUUCGUCACGAGACGGGAAAACGUGAAGCCCAUCCAUAUCGAACGUUUGAACGGCGAAUUCUUGCUCAACUACUCCGACUUCAGCUUUUUUGUCAACCGCAACGGCUGGCGGGCGCGACAAGAUUGGAGAAUCACGUGGGAAGGAACGCCGCAGGCAUUCGCGUUGAACUAUCCUUAUAUCCUCGCAUUCGAGCCUAGCUUCAUCGAGAUCCGGCACAUUGAAACUAGUGAAUUGAUUCAUGUCAUGACUGGCAAGAACGUAAGGAUGUUGCACUCAAGUACUCGAGAGAUUCUUUACGCAUACGAAGACGAAACAGGAGAGGAUGUGAUUGCCAGUUUAGACUUUUGGCAACAGGCCGCGCCUUGAGGACUCAAGCAAUGACCGACAAGGGCAAGUUAUGGCAGUGAUUCGCACUUCCGCAAAAGAAGGCCCGAUACUACCGAAGGGAACCUUGGCAGCGGACAUGGUUGCGACCAAAUCAGCAAGGAGCCCCAAGUCGAGCGUGGAUAGGCUACCUACAUACAAAUGGACGUGACGAAUACAUUAGACGGGAAUGGACGAUGCCACGGGCGAGAUGACUGGAAUGCUAGGGUUGCCACGAUGUCUCGAUGUCUCCAUGUCAUGCAGUCCCGGUGCCAUGAGUCAAUCAUGAUGGCUUUCUUCGAGGAAGAAUAUGACAGGCGCAGUUUCGAUUGAUAGCCCUGGGCAUGUCGGAUUGGGAAGCUGGGGUUGUCUUUGCUCAAGCCCCUCUUCUUGAAGGCAGACAUCAAUACAGAAGAUAUUGAGACAAAUUACAAUUUUCACCAACACAACUUGAAAGACCUAAUCUAGCUAACAAGCGAGCUUUUUAGAUGGCCAACUGACAUGAGGUUCGUGCGCCGAGUGCAUCUUCUCGCUUUCCGCUUUCUCAUCGAUUCGACCUCGACAUCCACCAAAAGUGAGUCUUCCAAGACGAUGAAUGCUGUCGUUGGCUGGCAGAUGAGGCGCAAGAAUCGAACAAGGCAGAACAAAGCACUUUAUCCGAGGGGUGACUGUACUUUGGCUCUGGUCACUUUGUCUUGAUCCAUGACUGCAGUUGUUGACUCGAUUGCUCUUUGUUGUACGAGACAAGACACAUUAUCUGCCGGAGUACCUUGAACGAUGGACAAUCGAGCCUUGACUCAAUCAUGAUGCUGG